This is a messenger RNA of Gadus morhua (Atlantic cod), 4888 nucleotides long. It is a transcript of the gene rorca, whose product is annotated as RAR-related orphan receptor C a. The record is from RefSeq and is a predicted model, not a curated record. Gene Ontology annotation, cellular component: nucleus. Gene Ontology annotation, biological process: regulation of transcription by RNA polymerase II. Bases 413 to 1855 code for a protein of 480 amino acids. NCBI's taxonomy places the organism in Eukaryota, Metazoa, Chordata, Actinopteri, Gadiformes, Gadidae. The transcript is spliced from 10 exons. Gene Ontology annotation, molecular function: RNA polymerase II cis-regulatory region sequence-specific DNA binding; zinc ion binding; nuclear receptor activity.
GACCGAUUCCCACGCGGUUGUUUCUGUGACACACUGCCACACUUUCCCACGCACGCGGCGCGUGCCCUGGGAGCUGAAGGCUCAAUGCGCGCGGAAGGUCACGACGGAGCGCGCGCAGCCGAUCGAGGCGGACCGGCGGAUCAUGUGGAGUCCACGCGCCGCGAGCAGCUCAGAGCGAGCAGAGAGAGAGCUCGGACCGAGGAGGACGUGAGAGAGAGCAGCUGACCUAUUGUUUACUGCAGACAGCGCGAGCUUUCAGCCAGGAAGGCGCGGAACUAACGGAAGAAGAACCGCCGCUCUAAGAGCAGGUCACCGUUCGGUCCGAUCCGGAGCAGUAGUAUCAGCCGUGUGAGGAGUCGUUCGUCUCGGAGUUCAAAGUGGAGUUUAUGAACUGAAGACAGCAGCCGUCACCAUGAGAGCUCAAAUCGAGGUGAUUCCCUGUAAGAUCUGUGGGGACAAGUCGUCAGGGAUCCACUACGGGGUCAUAACCUGCGAAGGCUGCAAGGGGUUCUUCCGACGCAGUCAGCAGAACAACGCCAUGUACUCCUGCUCCCGCCAGAGGACCUGCCUCAUCGACCGGACCAACCGCAACCGCUGCCAGCACUGCCGGCUUCAGAAGUGUCUCUCUCUGGGCAUGAGCCGAGACGCGGUGAAGUUCGGCCGGAUGUCCAAGAAGCAGCGGGACAGCCUGUACGCCGAGGUGCAGAGGCACCAGCAGUCCCAGGAGUUUGCGGGGGCGGAGUUCGCGGGGGCGGAGCCGUGCGAGGACAGCGGCGAGCUGGGCGCCCACGGCCGCGCCUACAGCCGGGGCUCCAGCACGGCCUUCAGCGACCACCACGACAUGGGGGCCCUGGCGGAGGGGCUGCUGUUCGACCUGCCGCUGACCCCCGACUACUGCGCCCUGGACGUGACGGGCGGCGGCGGCGGCGGCGGCAGCGCCGGCAGCAGCUCCUCCUCCCAGAGCUCCCCGGAGCAGAACGGCGGCCUGGACCUCGUGGACGUCAACAACCACAUCAAGCACGAGUACCAGCUGCUGCAGGACUCCGGCCUCUUCUCCCGCGCCAUCGCCAUCCCACCGCCCGACGGCUGCUCGGGCCUCGAGCUAGAGUGCAUCACCCAGAGUGUGGUGAAGUCCCACAUCGAGACCAGCCAGUACAGCACAGAGGAGCUGAAGAGGUUGGCGUGGACCAUGUACAGCCAAGAGGAGACGCGCUCCUAUCAAACAAAGUCCGCUGAGGGGAUGUGGCAGCACUGUGCGGUCCACCUCACCAACGCCAUCCAAUACGUGGUGGAGUUCGCCAAGCGGAUCGCCGGCUUCAUGGACCUCUGUCAGAACGACCAGAUCAUCCUCCUCAAAGCAGGCUGUUUGGAUGUUCUUCUGAUCCGUUUGUGUCGAGCCUACAACCCCAUCAACAACACGCUGCUCUUCGACGGCAAGUUUGCCUGUGCGCAGCUCUUCAAAGCGCUCGGCUGUGACGACCUUGUGAGUGCCGUGUUUGACCUUGCUAAAAGUCUGAGCCGCCUGCAGCUCAGCGAGGAAGAGAUGGCUCUGUUCAGCGCUGCCGUGUUGCUGUCGCCAGAUCGCCCCUGGCUGACGGACACGCUUCACAUCCAGAGGCUGCAGGAGAAGGUGUACGUGGCGCUGCAGCGCUGCCUGCAGAGGGAGGCCUCGGCAGAGGAGAAGCUGGCCAAGAUGGUGUCUAAGCUUCCCAUCAUGAAGUCCAUCUGCCAUCUCCACAUCGACAAGCUGGAGUUCUUUCGCCUGGUCCACCCGGAGACGGCCCACAGCUUCCCCCCGCUGUACAGAGAGGUGUUCGGCAGUGACCUCAUCUUCCCCGACUCCACGCAGGGCUAGCCCCCAUCCAGACACAGAGAGGGAGCAACUGCAGAUUAUAAAACAUAGGGUGAGAGAGAGAGUCGGAGAGAGAGAGAGAGAGAAUAUAUACAUAUGUGGCAAGUUGCAAAGGCAAAAUCCACCAGCAGCUCAGUGACAAUCCUGCACGCUACACUUUAGCACGCCCUCCUCUCGCAUCCCCACUCCUGCCCUUAAAGAACUAUCUCACACUGCCCUAUGCCAGAGUGACUUCACCUUUAUCUGAGGUUCUCUUGGUGGACGCCGGAGAUUGUCUUUGUACGUGGAGGUAAACAUCAUUGAUGGGAUGAUAAUGUACCCAUCUUAGUUUAUGCCCUGACAUUUUUUUUUCAAGAAGGUGUUGAUAAACCUCGAGAACUUGUUCUUAAAUCUUUCCGGGCCCUGGCUGUUAUUUUAAGCUGUUAACGAAUGUACCCCAGCUCCCCCUUUCCCAUCACAGGCCUAUGGCUUGAUACAGAAUGUAUGUACAUGUGCAAUGCCGGUUUCAAUCCUCAUAGUAGCAGGGCAUUUUUUUCAUGACCUAUUUUGACAGUGUCCUAAUUUUGCCGUUUGGUCUCCUACGAUCAGACUGUCUAAAGGGACCACGAUCUAACUCACAAACAAGCAGGAUUCUGCAACUGCGCAAAACUGUGCAAAUUAAUGGUUGAACCUUGCACAGCAGAGAUAUAGCACUUACGCUAAAACAUAUUGGUAUUUUUUAUCAGCACAAUUUACAGACACUGAUAUUUUUAUUUCACAAUAUAAAUAUUUUUGUGAACUCUUUAUUUUUUCAACGUAAUGAGUGACCUCAGUCCUUAUCCCCUCUCCCUUUUGCAUAAUGCCACUUAGAAUGGAAAUAAUGAUAGUAUGGAAGUAUAAUGAAAUUAUUUGCAAAUGCUCCUUUCAUACUUACAAAUAUAGAAAGGUACGAUUAGAGUAGUUUCAAUUCAAAUUCAAAGUGAGAGGGAGAGAAAUUUCGAGGAAAGGAUUUUUAUGUAUUGCUUGUUCUCAGGUCUUAAACAGAUACUGUCUGACCAUAUAUGGGGUUUUGGGAAUGACUUGAUCGAACUAGCUGAAUGAUAAGAAAUUAAGAGUCCUUGUAUUAAUCCAAAAUUAACUCUUGGCCCCAAAUUGCUGGAUUUAAACUCCAACAAUGACUCUGACCGCCCCUGCAGAAUGAAGUCCUUCGACAGAUGUCCAGCGGAUGGAAAGAGAAUGUCCCCACACUAAAAAUGACCAGUGUAUGAGUGUAUGUAGUCAGGCGGCAUCAGUGGAGGAUCUUCUAGAACGUUCUGCUCAUGGCUAGUCCUUCCGCCACGCCUUCUACAUGGAGUCGAUCCAAGAGGCUUUGGGAGGAUUGUAAAACAAGCCAGGACUCACUCAGAUGAAAGUGUGGAACGAUGUCCCCUGUAACACGGCUGUAAAACAAUUACCCCGGAGUGGACUGGACAAUGGGAGGUUCCUGAAACUCCUACGACAGUCAUAUAACUGAGUCUGACCGCCACAGCCUCGUUUCUCACUGCUUUGGGGCUUCAGCGGAGAAUGUGUUUUCGAUCAGCUAUUCAUUAGGUCUGUAACCCAACUCCCUAACUACCUCACCCUCCGCACAGAGCAUGUGGCACAGUAAAGUGUUUCUAGAGUCCACCGCUAACCCCCCCCCCCCGACUAUCUUUUUUGAUUUAUUAAUGGUUCUCCAAAUGUGAAGGAUUGCGAUUUCAAAAAUUCAGAACACUAGAUUUCUCCUCAGUGGCUUAACUUAACUAACACAAAUUCCUCGUAAAAACGAAGAGGACAUAUUUCGCUCUACUAAAAGAUAACGGCCAGUGAUCGCUUGGCCAUGGCUUUGGCAAGCUUCUGUUGAUAGUUCUUUCUGCUGAGAAACCAUUUUUGUAUUACUUUCUAUCGCAAAAAGAUGCAUGUCCCGUUGAAUUAUACAUUGUAAUCAGGUUUCUCACUGCACUGCUGGAACAGUGCUGUCCUUCUCCAUCUGUAGCUCACAGGACCAUAGAAACGUUUCUCUGGGUGCUUCAGACAGUGGCACGGUGGGAUUGUGCAAUAACGUCUUGCCCGUUGACUUUGGUUAAGGUGGGGCCCUUCGAUCCAGAGGGGCCCCUUCGGUUCAGGGGGACCCGUCUGUUAAGGGGGACCCCCUGGCCCCGUUCCACAUUAGAUUCCACAAGCAAUCCAACAGAGACGGAGGUUAGUGUAGCGUGGUGCCCAGGUACCUUCAGCAGGAUCAGGCGUCAACGGGAGGAGGCCACGGUUAAGAUUCAUACCAAUAACAAAAAGCCUCCUAAUGCAAAGGUAUCAAUGCUAUGGGCAUUUUAAAAGACAAAUGUAAUUCUUUAGACCUCAUGUGAAACUGAACGAUGAUAAUAAACGGCCCCCACAGUGCUCGUACCAGCAGCGUAGCAGCAUCUUUAGGGCUGGAGUUUCUGCUAAAACGACUCAGGGAGUAGGCUGGACAGUGUCUUUAUUCUCUAGGUUAGACUCUAGCGGGACACCUUGCACCAAGGUAACACCUUCACACUGUCCUCACACUGUGCACAGAACAUGUUGUUUGGGAUGUCUGAUCAGAGGAGAAACAAAGCAUGUAUUUCUGUUUCUAAUGUCAUACGUUUCCUGGGCUGCUGAGUUCAAGUCUUGAAACAACAUGCUGGGAUGUAAAGUGGAUUUGAAUCUCUAAAUCCUGUUUUGGUUUUGUUGUGAUCUUUUGUCUAUUUGAAUUGCUACCCUCAUAAAAAAAGUUUUUUUCAUCAGUGUAGUAGCUCUUAGUCUUGGAAAGAUGUUAUUCUAUUUUUGUUAAAGAUCAUUUUUCAGAUAUGUCUCCUUGAACGGUUUCCCUAUUUGUCACAAUCCUUCUGUACGUCAUUUUCACACACUUUUAAAAUUGUCAUUGAAAUCAAUGUAGGUUUUGAUAAGAUCAUUUUAUGUUGUCAUGGAUCUAAACCUAAGAGGUUAUUGAUACUGAAAGUGUUAUUGUUGUACAGUGGGGAUUAAAUAUGUCAUUAAAAUAAUGUAAUAAAGGUAUUUUAC